This is a messenger RNA of Marmota flaviventris (yellow-bellied marmot), 1653 nucleotides long. RefSeq names its product solute carrier family 22 member 11 (gene Slc22a11). Lineage: Eukaryota; Metazoa; Chordata; Mammalia; Rodentia; Sciuridae. Gene Ontology annotation, biological process: transmembrane transport. Gene Ontology annotation, molecular function: transmembrane transporter activity. The record is from RefSeq and is a predicted model, not a curated record. Gene Ontology annotation, cellular component: membrane.
AUGGCAUUUGAACAGCUCCUGGAGGGGACCGGGGGCAUGGGCCUCUUCCAGGCCCUGCAGGUCUUGACCCUGCUGCUCCCGGCCAUCUGGAUGCCUUCCCAGCUGCUCAUGGAGAACUUCUCCGCUGCCGUCCCGGACCACCGCUGCUGGGCCCGCGCCCUGGACAAUGGCUCCGAGACCCCCACAAACCUCUCCCUUGAAGCCCUCCUGGCUGUCUCCAUCCCACGGGGCCCCAACCAGCAGCCACACCAGUGUCUCCGCUUCCGCCAGCCACAGUGGCAGCUCCUGGACCCCAACGCCACGGCCACCAACUGGAGCGAGGCCGCCACAGAGCCGUGUGUGGACGGCUGGGUCUAUGACCGCAGCAGCUUCACCUCCACCAUUGUGACCAAGUGGGACCUGGUGUGCAGCUCCCGGGGCCUGAAGCCCAUGGGCCAGUCCGUCUACAUGGCCGGGAUCCUGGUGGGCUUCUUCUUCUGGGGCCUCCUUUCCCACCGGUUCGGGCGGAAGCCGAUGCUGAGCUGGUGCUGUCUGCAGGUGGCCGUGGCCAGCACCGGCACCGUCUUCUCCCCGAAUUUCUUCAUCUACUGCAGCCUCAGGUUCCUGAGCGCUUUCGGGCUAGCGGGCAUCAUCCUGACGUUGUCAACGCUGAUGGUGGAGUGGACCACGACCCACAAGAGGGCUGUUUCCAUGACGAUACUGGGAUGCACCUUCAGCACGGGCCAGAUGGCCCUGGCCGGCCUGGCCUUCGCCCUGCGGGACUGGAGGGACCUCCAGCUGGCUGUGUCCGUGCCCUUCUUUGCCAUCUCCCUGAUAUCCUGGUGGCUGCCAGAGUCUGCCCGGUGGCUGAUUAUCAGGGGCAAACCAGAACAGGCGCUUCAGGAACUCAAGAAGGUGGCCAGGAUAAACGGCCACAAGGAGGCCAAAAAGACGCUGACCAUAGAGGUGCUGAUGUCCAGCAUGGAAGAAGAGAUGGCCUCUGCAGAGGACCAUGGGUCAGUGCUGGACCUCUUCCGUGUGCCAAUGCUCCGCUGGAGGACCUGUGCCAUGCUGAUGGUGAACUUCUCCCUGCUGUUCUCCUACUACGGGCUGGUCCUGGACCUGCAGAGCCUGGGCAGGGACAUCUUCCUCCUGCAGGCCCUCUUCGGAGCCGUGGACUUCCUGGGCCGGGCCACCACCAUCCUCUCGCUCAGGUUCUUUGGCCGCCGCAUAACGCUGGCGGGGUCCCAGGCCCUGGCCGGCGUCUCCAUCCUGGCCAACAUGCUGGUGCCACAAGACCUGCAGACCCUGCGCGUGGCCUUCGCUGUGCUGGGGAAAGGAUGCUUUGGGAUGAGCCUGACCUGCCUCACCGUCUACAGGACGGAGCUCUUCCCAACCCCGCUGCGGAUGACAGCGGAUGGCUUCCUGCAGUCGGUAGGCCGCCUGGGAGCUAUGGUGGGCCCGCUGGUCAGGAUGGCCCACCAGGCGCUGCCCCUGCUGCCCCCGAUCUCCUACGGCGCCAUCCCCAUCGUGUCCAGCCUGCUUCUGUUCUCCCUCCCGGAGACCCAGGGACUGCCCCUCCCCGACACCAUCCAGGACCUGGAGAGUCAGGCAUCAGCUGUGGCCAGGGGCGACCAGCAAGAAGUGGUCACUCUAGAAAGCACCUGGCUCUAG